UCUAGGGAAGGAGUUUGUUGUUUCUCCAGAUCCUUUCAUUCCGUGAUCACUUUAAAUUGAGAUUAAAAUCUGUACAUUUGAUCGGUAAAGUUGGUGAACUUGUCAAGACAAGAAAAUAAUGUCGCUGUCUACAGCACGCUCGUUCCUGUCAGAAGCCGGUUACGGAGAGCAAGAGUUAGAUGCUAAUUCUGCUCUAAUGGAACUGGACAAAGGGCUACGGUCCGGGAAGCUCGGCGAACAGUGCGAGGCGGUGGUCCUUUUCCCCAAACUCUUCCAGAAGUACCCGUUCCCCAUCCUCAUUAACUCCGCUUUCCUGAAGCUAGCGGACAUCUUCCGACUCGGGAACAACUUCCUGCGCCUGUGCGUGCUGAAGGUGACGCAGCAGAGCGAGAAGCACCUGGAGAAGAUCCUGAACGUGGACGAGUUCGUGAAGAGGAUCUUCUCCGUGAUCCACAGCAACGACCCUGUGGCCCGGGCCAUCACACUCCGGAUGCUGGGAAGCAUGGCCUCCAUCAUCCCGGAGCGCAAGAGCGCACACCACAGCAUCCGGCAGAGCCUGGACUCCCACGACAACGUGGAGGUGGAGGCGGCCAUCUUCGCCGCGGCCAGCUUCUCCGCCCAGUCACAGGAUUUCGCUGCAGGGAUUUGCAAUAAAAUAAGCGAGAUGAUUCAAGGCCUGGACACCCCGGUGGAUCUGAAGCUGAAGCUGAUCCCCACGCUGCAGCACAUGCACCACGACGCUGGGCUGGCCUCCUGCAGCCGGGAGCUCCUCCAGCAGCUGCUCACCUCCUACCCCUCCACACACAUGGUCAUCACCAGCCUGCACACCUUCACCCAGCUGGCCACCUGCUCCCUCAUACACAUCCCCCAGCAGAUCCAGCUCUUGCUGCGGUACCUGAAAGAGGACCCUCGCAGGGCGGUGAAGAGGCUCUCCAUCCACGACCUGAAGCUGCUGGCCAAGAGGGCCCCUCACCUGUGGAGCAGGGAGAACACACAGACGCUGUGUGAGUGUGCUCUCAGUAUCCCCUACAACAGUCUGAAGCUGGGCAUGCUGUCUGUGCUCUCCACCCUGUCUGCCAGCAUCGCCAUCAAACAGUACUUCAGCUCGAACACAGCCCCCGCCCGGCCCACUGACCUGGUCCGCCUGGCGCAGGAGAGCUGUUACCACAGCAACCUGGCGGUGGCCGCGCACGGCGUGACGGUCCUGUGCAACAUCGCCAUUUCCUGUCCGGAGAAAGAGGUGCUGCAGCUGGAGCAGGACACUGUUUUGGGGGUGGAGUCUCUGCUGGUGAUGUGUUGCCAGGACGACAGCCCCAGCGCCCAGGCGACGCUGAAGACGGCGCUGACCUCCCUGGUGCGGUUGCUGCGGAGCCGGCCCCACCUCAGCCAGCCGGCGGUGGACUUCCUGCUGAGCCAGCUGUACCACGCCCGCGACCCCGCCCGCGACCCCGCCCGCGACCCCGCCCGCGACCCCGCCCGCGACCCCGCCCGUGACCCCGCCCGCGACCCCGCCCGCGUGCUCAUGUGCCACGCCCUGGCGGCCAUCGCCACGCACAUGCCCGUGCUGGGGGAGGGCAUGCUGGGAGAUCUGAUGGAGCUGUACCGCGUCGCAGGCCGAUCGACCUCCGACCGACAGCAGGAGCUGCUGGUCUCCCUGGCGACGGUGGUGUUUGUGGCCAGUCAGGCGUCUCUCUCGGCCGAGGUGAAGACUGUGAUCAAGCAGCAGCUGGAGGACGUGGCCAACGGCUGGACCGUGUACCGCAUCGCCCGCCAAGCCUCCCGCAUGGGCUGUCAUGAGCUGUGCAGUGAGCUGUACCAGAGCCUGCGCACGCGUGUGGCGUCGGAGCAUUUCUACUUCUGGCUGAACAGUCUGAAGGAGUUCUCCCAGGCUGAGCACUGCCUGAGCGCCCUGCAGGAGGGGGACUACAGCGGGGCUAUGGCCGCCAUCGCCGAGGCCCUGCGCGCCUAUCAGAAGGGCAUCGCCUCGCUCACGGCUGCCAGUACUCCCCUCAGCCCGCUCUCGUUCCAGUGUGAGUUUGUGAAGCUGCGCAUCGCUGCCCUGCAGGCUCUGUCCCAGCUCCUCUGUACCUGCAGCAGCCUGAAGACCAGCCCCCCCCCGGCCAUCGCCGCCACCAUCGCCCUGAGCUCCGGCAACGAGCUGCAGCGCUGCGGACGCAUCUCCACGCAGAUGCGGGUGUCGAUGGAGGAGUUCCGCAGCCUGGCGGGCCGCUACGCCGAGCUGUACCAGUCCUCCUUCGACGCGGACGCCGCCACCCUCAGGGGCCUGGAGCUACAGCAGCAGAGCUGCCUGCUGAUCUCCCAUGUGAUCGAGGCGCUGAUCCUGGACCCGCACGCCGCCAGCUUCCCGGACUACAGUUCCCAGGGUUCCGAGCAGGCGCAGAGCGAGUACGAGCGGCGGCUGAUGUCCGUUUUCAGCCACGUGCUGGAGGAGGUGGAGUCUCUGAGCAGGAAACACCCCCCUGUCUCCUACCUGCACACGGGUUGCCUGUGUGACGCGGUCAUCGCCCUGCUGAAGGUGCCACUCUCCUUUCAGAGAUAUUUCUUCCAGAAGCUGCAGUCCACCAGCAUCAAGCUGGCUCUUUCCCCCUCCCCCCGGAGCCCCACUGAGCCAAUCCCGGUGCAGAACAACCAGCAGCUGACUCUGAAGGUGGAGGGCGUGGUCCAGCAUGGCUCCGCCCCCGGGCUCUUUAGGAAGAUCCAGUCAGUCUGCCUGAACGUCAACUCCACCCUGCAGAGCAAGUCUGGGCAGGACUACAAGGUUCCGCUGGACACGAAGGCCAAUGAGAUCGAGCGGAGGGUGGAGCCUCACAACGACUACUUCAGCACGCAGUUCCUGCUGAACUUCUCGGUGCUGGGCACGCACGCGGUCACCGUGGAGACGUCGGUGGUGGACGGCAGUGGGAUCGAGUGGAAGACGGGCCCCAGGAGCACCAUGUCGGUGAAAUCGCUGGAGGACCCGUACUCCCAACAGCUCCGCCACCAGCUGCAGCAAUCCCAGCAGCCCCUGCCCCAGCCCGCGCCCCAGCGCAGCGUGUACGCACGCUUCCAGUGACCCCGCCCACCGCGACCAUGCCCCGCCCACCGUGACCAUGCCCCGCCCACCAUCACCACCAUGCCCCGCCCACCGUGACCACGCCCCGCCCACCGUGACAACCAUGCCCCGCCCACUCUAGCCCUGUCCCGCCCACUACACCCAUGUCUGCACCUCAAAAACAGGACUUUUUUUGCAAAUCGCAUUCUCCUGUACAGCAGCAGAAAUGUGCAUUUUACCUGUUGUAGGAAGAAAAGGUUUCUACACUUCAAAUCUGUCCUCCCUGACACUGGCUAAAGUGUAAUAAUGAUGAUGAUUAUUAAACAAAAACCUUAACAA
Conger conger (European conger) is the source of this 3391-nucleotide messenger RNA. RefSeq names its product integrator complex subunit 7 (gene ints7). Gene Ontology annotation, biological process: snRNA 3'-end processing. The transcript is spliced from 20 exons. The record is from RefSeq and is a predicted model, not a curated record. The coding region runs from base 119 to 3073 and encodes 984 amino acids. Gene Ontology annotation, cellular component: integrator complex. NCBI's taxonomy places the organism in Eukaryota, Metazoa, Chordata, Actinopteri, Anguilliformes, Congridae.